Syzygium oleosum is the source of this 2604-nucleotide messenger RNA. RefSeq lists its product as uncharacterized. Gene Ontology annotation, molecular function: RNA methyltransferase activity; RNA binding. Gene Ontology annotation, biological process: rRNA methylation. Lineage: Eukaryota; Viridiplantae; Streptophyta; Magnoliopsida; Myrtales; Myrtaceae. The coding region runs from base 178 to 2082 and encodes 634 amino acids. Gene Ontology annotation, cellular component: chloroplast. The record is from RefSeq and is a predicted model, not a curated record. The transcript has a single exon.
GGCACGAUAGGAUAGGACCCAGAACACGGCUCGCUGAUCGCUCGAACCUCGUCGCCGCGCCUGGUGAUGACAUUGGAGACGGCGAGCAAUCGCUGAACAAAACGAUUCGCAGGUUCAGUUCCUCCUGCUCACCGUGCAAAUUUUGAGGUUCGUGUUCUUGGUGCUCCUGGGCAUACGAUGAACACUGGUUUUGCCAAGUGCCCGGCAUUUUCUUUCACCGUCAGAGUUUGCCUGAGACGGACGUGCUUCAGUCAGUGUCGCCCGUCGAGUCCCCGAAACUUUUGGGGUUCUGGGUCCCUCCCAAAACCUCGCCAGAACGCCAUUUCCACACGCAUCGGUGGUGUCUCUGUUGGGUUUAGUCGGGGAUCCCAUGAGAAAUCUGGCUUUUCGAAGAGGAACGGUGGAUCUGCAGCUGGGUUUGCCGGACCAAAGAGUGUGUUGAGUGGGUCGAGAGUGGAGAGUUCCAUUCGAUGUUGUUCUUUGAGAGAAGGCAGAAACUUUUCGAGUGUGGACUCUCCAAGGGUCGGGGAUGGGAGUGGUGCGAUAGGAGCUGGGAAAGUGCUUCCCUGGUUGGCAACAAAGGAGACCGUGGAAGUGGAAAGGUCUGUGAAAGUGUAUAACAGACGGGCUGGUCGUUCUUCGGGAGAAUCCACGAGAAAGUUGCAUAAGAGACCAGCUAUUUCGAACUCUCGGAGGGUCGGUGACGCGAGUCGUGCAACAAGAGCUGGGAAAGCCAUGCCCUGGUUAGCAUCAAAGAAAACCAAGGAAGUGGUUGGGGAACAGACUAGUCAUUCUUCUUGGGAAGAAUCGGCAAGAAAGUUGCAGAAGGCAGCAGAGAGUAGUGGUUCUUCUUGGGUACAAUCAACCAAACAGUUUGAUGGGGAGCAACGUUCAUUCAGGAUGAAUAGGGCGGAUAAGAUAGCGGGGACUGAUUUAUUGGUCGAUAAACAUACUGAUCACACGUGGAGGCGUGAUGAUUUUGGUAAGUUAGAGGAUGGAGAAGAUGUAGAAGAUGAAGUUGAAGAGGCAGAGACAAUUGAAGAUCCUAGGUGGGAUGCAAUUAAGACGCAAGUGAGAGGAGUAGUGGAUGUGAAACCACGGACAGAGAAUCCGAGACUCACAAGGUGGAAUAAGCAGGAAGAUUGGGGAAGAAAGAUGUGGAAUGAAGCAAGUGAAUCGAGUCUGCCAAAGCUAGUCAGUGAAGGCGUCUAUGGCGUCGGUCCAGUGUUGGCAGCACUGUCAGCAGGAAGGCGAGAAUUUUACACAUUGUAUGUCCAAGAAGGGCUGGAUUUGAGUAGUAACAACAGAAAGAAGAAGGAUAAGAAGGGAUUCGAGAAAGUCUUGAGAAUGGCGGGGAAGAUUGGGCUAAGCAUUAAGGAAGCAUCGAAGCACGAUCUCAACAUGGUUGUUGACAACCGUCCUCACCAGGGUCUAGUUUUAGAUGCUUCUCCAUUAGAAAUGGUUAAGGUAAUGGAACUUGAUCCUGUAUCCCUUGAGGAUGAGGGUUCUCUGUGGGUAGCUUUGGAUGAGGUCACAGAUCCUCAGAACUUGGGGGCAAUCAUUAGGUCUGCCUAUUUCUUUGGAGCUUCAGGGGUGGUCUUGUGUGCCAAAAAUUCAGCUCCAUUAAGUGGUGUGGUUAGCAAAGCAAGUGCUGGUUCUCUGGAGUUGAUGGAGCUCAGAUAUUGCAAGAACAUGAUGCAAUUCCUCACAUCCUCAGCAGAAAAUGGUUGGAGAGUCCUUGGAGGAUCGGUUUCUUCUAAAUCUGUCCCUCUGAAUGACAUUUCACCUGGUGUACCCACCAUUCUUGUUCUUGGGAGUGAGGGCACUGGACUGAGGCCUUUGGUGGAGAGAUCGUGUACUCAGUUGAUCAGGAUCCCAGGAAACAUCUCUUCAGACGUAACUGCCGGAGAAGCCAAUAAUGCGGAAGAGGGCAUGGAAACAAAUGACUCGGCCGAGGAGUUCCGGUCCUUUUUGGCUGUUGAGAGCUUAAACGUCAGUGUUGCAGCUGGUGUGCUUCUCCAUCACCUGAUAGGCGCCAAUUACAGUAAGGAACCUUGUGUAGCCAAUGAAUUGACUGGUUGAUAGAAUUGCAUGGCAAGCGAGUUCAAGUUCGUUUUUCAAGUGUAAAAUUGCUUAUAUGUGUAUAAGCUAGAGAAUCCAUGUCAGCUGGUCACCCUUCCUCUCCUGCAUUGGCUCUAUGGGCCUCCUUUCCCUUUAGGCAUUUUCUUGGGAUUUUCUUUUCUUUUGAGAAGGCAUGUCUUCUGGAAUUGGGGUUUUGGUAAUCAUUUGGAUGGAGGUAAUGGCAAGAAAGACUACAUAGAAGCAUCUUGCAUUCUUAAAUGAAGUUGCCAGAUUUUGGCCAUAUGUUGGAGAGUGAGGGUAAUGCAGUCGAUUUACAAAAGGUUUUACUUUUUGCUCCUUUUUCAAAUGUGAGAUUUCUGUAGACAAACUGUUGCAUCUACAAACUCAGCAGAAAAGUGAUACGGGUGAGCUAUAGAUGCAGAUUUGCUUAUGUUUUAGCAGUGGAAGAAUGUGAGAUCUUGUUUGUGUAUUUUCGAUACAUACCCUUACUUAAUUUUACUUAGUUGCUUGAUUCUUAUGGAA